CUGGGACGCAUGCGCCGUGUUUCCGCGGUAAUUGGGGCUGUUGCUACCACCAGCUCGAGGAGGCUCGGGCUCCCGGCGUUCCUGCUCGCGCUACCUCGCCCGGUUCCUCCGCGCCAGAGCCUGUCUGCAGGCUCCUCGGGCCCUCUCGCUGCCCGCCGCGGCGCGACCCUCAGAGCCAAAAUGAGUCUGUUUGGAACAACUUCAGGUUUUGGAACUGGUGGGACCAGCAUGUUUGGCAGCACAACCACAGAUAAUCACAACCCUAUGAAGGAUAUUGAAGUGACAUCUUCUCCUGAUGAUAGCAUCGGGUGUCUGUCUUUCAGCCCUCCGACCUUACCUGGGAACUUCCUUAUUGCAGGAUCGUGGGCUAAUGACGUUCGCUGCUGGGAAGUUCAGGACAGUGGGCAGACCAUUCCAAAAGCCCAGCAGAUGCAUACUGGACCCGUGUUGGACGUCUGCUGGAGUGAUGAUGGGAGCAAAGUAUUUACAGCAUCCUGUGAUAAAACUGCCAAAAUGUGGGACCUUAAUAGUAACCAGGCAAUACAGAUUGCACAGCAUGACGCACCUGUUAAAACCAUACAUUGGAUCAAGGCUCCGAACUACAGCUGUGUGAUGACGGGGAGCUGGGAUAGGACUCUGAAGUUUUGGGAUACCCGGUCGUCAAACCCCAUGAUGGUCUUGCAGCUCCCUGAGAGGUGUUACUGUGCUGAUGUGAUCUACCCAAUGGCCGUGGUGGCGACUGCAGAGAGGGGCCUGAUCGUCUACCAGCUAGAGAACCAGCCCUCUGAAUUCAGGAGGAUAGAGUCUCCCCUGAAGCACCAGCAUCGUUGUGUGGCUAUAUUUAAAGACAAACAGAACAAGCCAACUGGCUUUGCUCUGGGGAGUAUCGAGGGGAGAGUUGCUAUUCACUACAUCAACCCUCCAAAUCCUGCCAAAGAUAACUUCACCUUUAAAUGUCAUCGAUCCAAUGGAACCAAUACUUCAGCUCCACAAGACAUCUAUGCGGUAAAUGGAAUCGCAUUCCACCCUGUUCACGGUACCCUUGCAACUGUGGGGUCUGAUGGUAGGUUCAGCUUCUGGGACAAAGACGCCAGAACAAAGCUAAAGACUUCAGAGCAGUUAGAUCAGCCGAUAUCAGCUUGCUGUUUCAAUCACAAUGGAAACAUAUUUGCCUACGCUUCCAGCUACGACUGGUCCAAGGGACAUGAGUUUUAUAAUCCCCAAAAGAAAAAUUACAUUUUCCUGCGUAAUGCAGCCGAAGAGCUAAAGCCCAGGAAUAAGAAGUAGCAACCUGAGUCUUCUGGUGUCCAGAAUUGUUUUCUCUCCACUCUGAGGGCUCCAGCUAUGGGCACCUCGGCCAUGGACAUGGAUUCCAACCCCUGGAGGAAAAAAGGUCACCACUGAGCAGGCAGCCGGGCCGUCCAUGGUGACUCACCACCUCCGUUCCACUACCUGCUGCAGAGUUUUCCUGUAACUAUAAGGGGAUCAAAAUCAUUAUAGAAGUUAGGGUCUUGUGGGCAGUGCCGGGUAUUUUACUGUGCUUCAUUCAGCAGCAUAUGUGUUAGAGAAUUCUGGAAGCCAACUGUGAACCCCGCAUUGUAUUUUGUAAUAAAAUAUUUUGAAGAUU
This is a messenger RNA of Sciurus carolinensis (gray squirrel), 1627 nucleotides long. RefSeq names its product ribonucleic acid export 1 (gene Rae1). The transcript has 12 exons. Lineage: Eukaryota; Metazoa; Chordata; Mammalia; Rodentia; Sciuridae. Gene Ontology annotation, cellular component: nuclear pore. The record is from RefSeq and is a predicted model, not a curated record. Gene Ontology annotation, biological process: RNA export from nucleus; transcription-dependent tethering of RNA polymerase II gene DNA at nuclear periphery. Bases 10 to 1287 code for a protein of 425 amino acids. Gene Ontology annotation, molecular function: ubiquitin binding; RNA binding.